Eublepharis macularius is the source of this 3243-nucleotide messenger RNA. It is a transcript of the gene RMND5B, whose product is annotated as required for meiotic nuclear division 5 homolog B. Bases 402 to 1577 code for a protein of 391 amino acids. Gene Ontology annotation, molecular function: protein binding; ubiquitin protein ligase activity. Gene Ontology annotation, biological process: proteasome-mediated ubiquitin-dependent protein catabolic process. The record is from RefSeq and is a predicted model, not a curated record. Gene Ontology annotation, cellular component: nucleus; GID complex; cytoplasm. The transcript is spliced from 10 exons. Lineage: Eukaryota; Metazoa; Chordata; Lepidosauria; Squamata; Eublepharidae.
GCGUGGCAGGGCUGUGUCACCAGAGGAAGCAAUGAAUCUCGACCCAUCUCGCUGCCUUCCACAGGCAGACAAAACUCUGCCCAACCUUCACAAACAGCUCCACGCGGGGUUCUUGAACCAGAAGUCGCUCUGAUUCGCUACAAAAUGGUUCGUUCCAGCCCGGCACGUCACUCCCUAAUUUGCCAAAGCCAAACGGUUGGUUUCACCCAGCUGCUACCAGUGUAUGGUUCAUUCCAGGCACACCUCAUCUAAAUGAGGAUGGUUUGCCCCAUCUUUAGAGAACUUUAUACCCAUAUAGGACCGCAUCAGGGGAAAGAGGACAGUAACAUAUAAUAUCAGCUUGUUAUCCUGGCCUCUCAUUCCACCGCUCCCAGGUCGCGCAGAGCGGGCAGGCCGAGCCGAUGGAGCGCUGCGCCUGCGUGGAGAGAGAGCUGGACAAAGUGCUGCAGAAGUUCCUGUGUUACGGCCAGCAUUGCGAGCGGGGCCUGGAGGAGCUGCUGGUUUACGUCAGCCAGUUGAGGGAGGAGCUGGGCCCUGCAGCCUUACAACGGACACCACUGUCUGCCACACUCUCCCUGGUGAUGUCCCAGUGCUGUAAGAAGAUCAAGGAUACUGUUCAGAACCUAGCUUCAGAUCACAAAGACAUUCACAGCAGCAUUUCUCGGGUGGGCAAAGCAAUUGACAGGAAUUUUGAUGCAGAUUUAUGUGGCAUUGUUCCUGCAAUGGUCUGGGAAUCUCAAGAGAAGCAGAUCCUGGUGCUGGCCAUUAUAGAACACCUUUACCAACAAGGGAUGCUUGGAGUUGCUGAGGAGCUGUGUCAGGAAUCCACCAUGAAUGUGGAUGUAGAUUUCAAAAAGCCAUUUCUUGAACUUAACAGUAUUCUAGAAGCUCUGCACAAACAGAACCUGGAGCCAGCCCUAAGUUGGGCAAUCUUUCACAGACAGCAGCUGGCAGAACUGAACAGCUCUCUAGAGUUCCGGCUCCAUCGGCUCCACUUCAUCAGGCUUCUUGCUGGUGGCCCAGGCAAGGAGCUAGAGGCACUGAGCUAUGCACGCCACUUCCAGCCUUUUGCUCACCUACACCAGCAAGAGAUUCAGGUGAUGAUGGGCAGUCUGGUAUAUCUACGCCUGGGCCUAAAGAACUCUCCAUACAGGCAUCUGCUAGAUGAUAGCCACUGGACAGAGAUUUGUGAAACUUUCACUCGUGAUGCCUGUGCCCUGUUGGGCCUUUCAGUGGAGUCUCCCCUGAGUGUCAGCUUUGCCGCAGGAUGUGUAGCACUGCCGGUUCUGAUGAAUAUCAAGGCUGUGAUUGAGCAGAGACAAUGCACAGGUGUCUGGAGCCAUAAAGAUGAGCUGCCUAUUGAGAUUGAGCUGGGAAUGAAGUGCUGGUACCAUUCGGUUUUUGCAUGCCCUAUCUUGCGCCAGCAGACGACAGAUUCUAACCCACCCAUUAAGCUCAUUUGUGGACAUGUCAUCUCUCGAGAUGCUCUGAACAAACUCAUCAAUGGAGGGAAGUUGAAAUGUCCAUAUUGCCCCAUGGAGCAAAACCCAGCCGAUGGGAAACGCCUAAUCUUUUGAAAAUGACAUGCCUAGGCAGUGCUGUGCUGUUGGGGAAAUGGACUGUGGGAAUAAGCACCUUUUGGAACAGGGCUUGAUGUGGAAGUAUAAUGUGCCUGCAAGAGUUUGCAUUGGCCUGCUGCACUAACUGCUGUAGCCCUAAAAGCUGCUGCUUGCUCAGUGAGGCAGAACAGCAGCUUCCCAGGUCAGAGGAGAAUUGUUUCUUAGAGGUGCUGUAAGCUACAACAUGUGAUUGCAUACACAUGGUACCAUUUUUUUCUCUGCCUAGGCUUCUUCAUGAGGGGCAUAGCGGAGCAGCUGGCAGCUUCCUACCACAAUAUUUUGCCCUCUCCCCAUGCACCGAUCUAGUCUUGUUGGGGUUAGGGUUGCACGAUAAUAUAUGCUGCUUCUGCUACUUCAUACUACCUUGAAAAUAAACCUCUGCCUCCUAUUUUGAGCAACUUGAUGGAGAAAAGCAUGUGUUUGAAAAGGGAAAGUAUUUUUAAAAACUGAGCCCUACACUCACUUAAGUUAGAAAAGAUACCUUUGAAAUGUAGUGCUGAUCUUUUAAGGAAAAUUUUAAAGUUGAUGGGAGAAGAGAAAAAACAGCAGACACACAGCACUAACAAAGGUGAUCUCUGAAUCUUCUGAAGGGGUGGAAACUGGCCCAAAGUGCAGCCUUUCAGAAUAGAGGUAAAGUGUAUGUCAUUACUGAAUACCUCCUACUACCAAACUCCUUGCACUUAGAUAACUAUCUCAUCAGAAAAACUGUAUGGAAGGGUAUCAUACCUGCUGAUAUUUAGAAGCCAGUUUGUAUCUUUCAGUAAAUAUAGAAACUACGAAGUUGUGGUCCCCAUUGGUAUCAAGUGGAAGAACUAGAACUAUUUUAUACAGGAUUUAAGAAAUCUGGUGUAGCCAUCACUAGAAUACUUAGUUUGAUGGAUAUAGGAAAGAUAAAAUGCAAUUCUUUGCUCCUCACCGUGAGUUGAAUUCAACAGUUGAAUUCCAAGUAAUGCUGUGACUUAAUACACAUUUGAAGCAAUGAUAGUAAAAAAGGCUCUGUAAUAUGAGUUAGUAAGGAUUUUUAAAGCCCUCUUAAAUUUAACAAAAUGCUAAAUACCAAUAGCACAUCAUUAUACAGAACUCCCUUGAAGCAAUGGGGAAAAUGCUGACACUACCAGCAAAAAGCAAAACAGUAGAUGCCUUCAUCCCUCAGCUUGCUAGGGAAAAUGCUACAUGUGGUAGUUUUGUGAUGUGGGACUCCAGAACUGGGCCUGACUAGCUGGGGAAAAUGCUGAGAAGGGUAUAGGAUAGUGCAUAUAUAAACACUUUAGAAAAGAUCCUGCAGACAGGAGCCAAGCUAUUCAACUUAAAGGCAGCCAUGACUGUGUGAACCAGUUCCUAUAAACUGUGCAUCAGAAAAACUGUUAUGCUUUCAAAUAAUCUCCCGAAAGUAGCUGUAGGGUAGAAGUCACUACAGGCCUUGAGAAGGACAUAUUCAGCAAGUAUUGUAUGGUUUUUCUGACAUCUCAGUUGUGGCCUGUUGAUUUUACAAAGGGGUUUUACCCACUGCAUGUAAUCUUAAGGGUUUUUUUUCCCCUUCCACUUUCUGCUUGAGGCACUAUGAACUGCCACAACCAGAGAAGGAUGGCAAAGAAACAAUCUAAAUAAACUUCUUUUCAGAUGA